This is a messenger RNA of Eleginops maclovinus (Patagonian blennie), 1012 nucleotides long. RefSeq lists its product as uncharacterized. Bases 131 to 763 code for a protein of 210 amino acids. Lineage: Eukaryota; Metazoa; Chordata; Actinopteri; Perciformes; Eleginopidae. The transcript is spliced from 4 exons. Gene Ontology annotation, molecular function: sterol 24-C-methyltransferase activity. Gene Ontology annotation, cellular component: endoplasmic reticulum. The record is from RefSeq and is a predicted model, not a curated record. Gene Ontology annotation, biological process: sterol biosynthetic process.
CGCCUAUUACUUUAAGCAGAAACUCCUUCAGGCUCCUCCUCUUAUUGACUUAAAGGAAAACAGAACAGACCAGCGUUGAGGAGCGGACUGGUUGUGGGAUUGUACUGUACGACAAACUAGUUCUCCAGUGAUGUUUGCUGAAAAACUGGGAAAACAGUUGGGACGCCCGACACGAUCAGUGGCAGGAUGGCUGGUCAGUAAGUUUCUCACAGUACGCAACGCUGCUCUUGAGGAGAGUCUUGUGCAGAUAUCAGGGAUACAGCCUGAAGACACAGUGCUGGAGCUGGGUCAUGGCCCGGGUCUAGGUCUGCAGUCAGCAGCCAAACUGCUCACAGCGCCCACAGGACAUCUUAUCGGGGUGGAUUACUCAGUGUACAUGCAUCAGAUGGCAAGUGAGCAGAUAAAGGAACUUGUUGCCAGUGGGAAAGUGACCCUACACCAUUGUGAUGUAGCAGCAAUGCCUCUGGUAGACAGUACUGUAGACAGAGUAUUCCAUUGUAACUGCUACUACUUCUGGCCUGACCUCAAAAAGGGAGCCUCAGAGAUACACCGGGUAAUGAAGCCAGGAGGCCUGAUGGUUACUGGACUGAGGCUGUCACAUAUUGCUGCUUUUGCAGCAAAGCGAAUAAUGCCAGGGGAAAACUGGCGCCCGGAGGCCUACAUGACAGCUCUGAGAGACUCUGGCUUCACUGAUGUCAGAAUGGAAGACAAACAGCACACACACUUAACUUUUCAGGCUAUCUAUGCCACUGCCUCAAAAUGAGAUGAGGUCAAACUAAAAGUUUAAGCAUCAUCAAUUCAAAAAUAGAAAAUAAUCACUAGUAUGUUUAAUUCAAUGAGUUGGAUGUCAAAGUGCGGACACUAUCAACAUAAUUCACCAUUUUGUGUGGUUAAUCACAGGCUUUUAUCUUACAUUGCUUUUUCUGUGAUGUUUUGCCUUCACACCAACAACUAGCAGUUAGUGUGUUACUAUGGUAACAUACAGUCUUGAGAAUAAAACUUUAUUAAAAGA